CUCUCCGACCUGUCCGGCGGAUGGACGCAUUUGUUGUUCACACACACACACCAGCAUUUGAUGCUCAUUGGAAGCAGUUAAAUAUUAUUGCCACGUAAAGAUGAUUUUUUUUUUCUUUUUUAAUUUUUCCGGCUGCAUAAUUUUAACUAUGCAUAGACAACUUUUGACGCACGUUUAACCCUAAAUUUGAAGGAUAACAUGAAGUUGUUGCUAUAGCAGGAGAAGCUAACCGAGUGCCGUAAUAUAAUGCUGCUUGCUUCUAGUCAAACCCAAAAGGAGCUUUUAGCUUUAGUAUCCGACCUCUAGAGUUUCUACCCCAUCUCGCUGAUAUAUAACAAAAAUGCCUAAUACCAGUGCUAGGCCAAAGCAUGGCAGGAGGUCCCGGCGGCGACGCAGGGGAGACCCUGCUAGAGACGAGCUGGUCUCCAGCUCCCUACAGAGUGCCCAGCAGUGCUUGUUAAACCAGGAUUACGGAACAGCGUUUGUGCACUACCUCCUGGUCCUCAACCUCGCACCUGAGUUCAAGGACUUUGCACAGGAGUCCUUCAGGUUUACGCUUUUUAAAUGGGCAGAGGAACUGGACUCUGUGGGUCGCAUUCAGGAGCUUUUUGACUGUUAUGAGCAAGCCUUGGAAAUUCUUCCUGCUGAUGAGGUGAUCCUGAACAGCAUGGGUGAACACCUGUUCAGAAUGGGAUUCAGGGAUGAAGCAGCAGGUUAUUUCCACAAAGCCUUAAAGCUCAGACCUGAAUUUCCAGAGGCCAGGGAGAAUUUUUACCGCGUUGCCAAUUGGCUGGUGGAGCGUUGGCACUUCCUAAUGCUCAAUGACCAUGGCAGAAACCAGAAAUACCAACAGGCCAUUCAGAAGGCUGUCCAGAGCGGAUGCAGCACUGUACUUGAUAUAGGUACUGGCACUGGGAUACUUGGAAUGUGUGCCAAGCAGGCAGGAGCAGCUGAGGUUUACGCCUGUGAGCUGUCAAAGACCAUGUAUGAACUGGCCUGUGAGGUGGUGACAGCUAACGGAAUGGAGGGAGACAUCAAGAUCCUUCACAAGAAAUCACUGGAGAUGGAAGUUCCUGCCGACAUUCCUCACAGGGUAUCACUGGUGGUGACUGAGACAGUAGAUGCAGGAUUGUUUGGAGAAGGCAUCAUAGAGAGUCUCAUUCAUGCCUGGCAUCACCUCCUCUUGCCUCCUAAGUCGAAUGAGAAUAAGUUUGGGGAACAGUCUGCCACAGGACGAGUCAUCCCCGCUGGAGCCACUGUGUUUGCGUUGGCUGUGGAAUGCCCUGAGAUCCGCCGCCAUCACAGACUCUGUGCGACACAAGUGGGCGGGCUGUCCAUGGCUGCAUGUGGGGAGAUCCACAGUCCAGUGAGCUGCAGCUCAGAGCCGGAGGAGUCCGUGGAGCCAUACACCACAGAGAGACUGAGCAGGCUGCCCGGGGGGUACACCGCUCUCACAGAGCCCUUCACAGCCCUCACCAUCGAUUUCAACAAUGUGCAGGAACUAGAAGGUCUGAGCUCCAGGGAGGUUCAGAGGAUCCAGCUGCCCGUGACUCAGCAAGGAGAGCUUGAUGCUCUGGCUGUGUGGUUCCAGCUCCAUCUGGAUGAGGAGAGCAGUCUGUCGACUGGACCUCAGGAAGACACCUGCUGGGAGCAAGCCAUCUACCCCGUCCACAGCGCCAAGUGUUUCAUGUUGAAGCCGGGCGAUGAGCUGAUUGUGGAAGUCUCCUGUCGAGACGCCUACCUGGGGCUCAGCGGCGUUGCUGUGCUCCGAGGGGGUCGGCAAAUCCAUCUUGACAAAAGUAGGAGCUGGCCGCGUUCGGAAAACCUUGUUCCAAACCCAAACCCAAACCCAGAGGCUGAACUCUGCACGGCGUUAGCGUGUCUACAGACCAAUCAGAAGCAAAGCAAAGACUCCUGCUUGCUGGAGUGUUCAGAGAUGGCCCUCCUCAAUAAUACGGAUUACCACCAGAGUUUCCGCAGCGCAUUAGACAAGCUCAUCUCCCAGCUCAAGGGGAAGCUGCACAGCGGGGAAGGGGCUGCUCUUAACACCGACCCUGCUGGUUCCACGCCUGCCAGCGAUCUGCUGUACGUGCUGGAUGUGUCGGAGGGCUUCUCUCUGCUCUCGCUCCUCGCCGCCAGCCAAGGUGGCGUAAAGGUCUACAGCUCCGUGGAAAAGAGCAAGCAGCAGGAAGUGCUGAAGAGGCUGGCUCACUCCAACGGGAUCUCAGAGCAGCUUCUGGAGUUCUGGCUCAACCGCGUGGAGGAUGAGCAGGGGAUGCUGCAGAGGCCUUCAGGGGAGAAGCUGUGGAGCGCCAUCAUCCUCGACUGUGUGGAAACCUGCGGCCUCAUCCGGCAAAAGCUAAUGGAGAAGGCUUCUCUGGCCAGGUGUCUGCUGGAAGAAGGAGGCCACAUUUUCCCAGAGAGGAUCGUAGUGCAUGGCAUGUUGGUGGAGUCUGACACCUUGUUGCGGGAAAGCGCCGUCCAGGGUCUGGAGCCAACUUUGGGGUUUAACAUCUCUCCGUUUAUCAACCAGUUUACUGUACCGGUUCAUGUGUUUCUGGACUUUUCCACACUGGAGUGUCGACAUCUGAGUGAGGCUGCAGAGCUCUUUGUUCUCAACCUCAUGGAUGCCAAUUCAAACUAUAUCAACAGAGAGGUCAAGAUCAAAGUCACGUCAGCGGGCAGAAUAACCGCCGUUCCCUUUUGGUAUCACAUCUAUCUGGAUCAGGAGAUCAGCGUCAGCUCGCUUGGCCAGAACUCGCACUGGAAGCAGGCCGCUGUGGUCCUCCCAGAGCCUCUCCAGGUCCAGGCUGGAGACUGGGUCUGCCUUAACGUGAAGCUUCAUAAAAGCACCAUCUCCAUAUUAGCCCAUAUAGAGAACACACAUGUGGUGAUGGACUAGUAUUCUACUACUUUCUAGCUCCUUUAUUUUUUUCUUUAUGUGUAUUACGUUUCAGCACAUGUUUGUGGAUCAUGUUUGAGUUGACCAAACAUUCUCUUUGUCCAUUCUUAGAUUUUCCCUCUUCGUUGUAACAGUGUUUUUGAGACCCGUAGUGGGUCCUGUUCCAUAGUUCUAAUAUUAAUCUGCAGGACAUGACCUUUGCAGAAUAUGGAACCGGUCCAUGACUAAUAAAAGCCAACACCGAUGCUUCUGUUCCACAUAUUCUAUACACCUUUGUGAAGGCCUGUGCUGCACAUGUGUACGAAUGCAGCAGAAAUGUUCCUCUGGUUGUGUGUGGAUGUGAAUCUGUUCGUGUCAAAGUUUUUGCCAGUAAAUUACUUUUUUUUUUUUUUUUUUAUUCAAAAUAAGGGAUGGUGAUCAAUAGAAGAUAUUAAAUAAACAUGACAAGUAUAGUGUAGUUUCAGUUUAUUUUUUAAAAAAAGACAAUGCAACAUUUUUAGGAGGGUUUAUCGGUAUGCAUGUACAUUAAAAAAUGUGUCAGAGAUUAGGAGAAAACAUAAAUUGUAUGAAAUACAUUUUAAAGGUGGGAAAGGAUUGUAGCGAUAAAGCGUUUGUUUUGAAUGGAAUAAAUCUACGGCACAUUUUGAAACAAGGCAUCUGUGAUAACAGAGAGAAAUCUGUGCAAAGUAAAGCACUGACAGUAACGUAUAAGAAUGUGCUGAUUGUACCACCGAUUGAAGAAAGAAAAAAAACUUUACAGUUAAUUCAAAAGAAAUACAAUCCACAGUUUGACUGUUGAUAGAAAUAUUACAACAUUUUCAGUGUUAAAAUGAACUGCAGUUUACCCCAAGUCUACAUUUACAUUCAAGGUGGAACAGAAAUCAAUUCUAAUGUUUUUUUCACAGAUGUCAAUUUGAAGGUUUGCCCCAAAUAAAACACAAUUUAUGGAAAAUGU
Oryzias latipes (Japanese medaka) is the source of this 3857-nucleotide messenger RNA. Its product is annotated as protein arginine N-methyltransferase 9. Gene Ontology annotation, biological process: chromatin remodeling; peptidyl-arginine methylation, to asymmetrical-dimethyl arginine. Gene Ontology annotation, molecular function: protein-arginine N-methyltransferase activity; histone methyltransferase activity; protein binding. NCBI's taxonomy places the organism in Eukaryota, Metazoa, Chordata, Actinopteri, Beloniformes, Adrianichthyidae. The record is from RefSeq and is a predicted model, not a curated record. Gene Ontology annotation, cellular component: nucleus.